AUGGCACUCACUGCAGCACUCCUCCUCGGACUCAGUCAACUUCAAUUAGUGACUGCUGUCAGCUCUCUGCACGUCGACACAUCUUCUGGACCGGUUGAAGGCUUUACAGAUGACAUCACACCGAACGUCGCACAGUACUUGGGUAUACCCUUUGCCGAACAGCCUGUGGGAGCCCGACGCUGGUUGCCACCGGCUCCCAAGUGCAGAGCGAACGAGACGCUCAAAGCAACCAACCUAGGCCCUUCUUGCCCCCAGUUCGAGGGCGAUGCACCUAAUGUCUGGCUGACGGACGCGCCGGAGUUCAUCAUCUCGCCACGCGACUACCAAUCAGAGGAGUGUCUGAAUCUUAACAUCUGGGCUCCUUUGUCUACCUGUGAGACCGACAAAGACGAGUCGGAGCCGUUACCGGUUCUGGUCUGGAUUCAUGGUGGAGGUUUCGUGACGGGCGGACCCACGGUGCCCUACCAGGUUCCAGCCAGAUGGGUGGAACGAACAGGAAAGCACAUUGUCGUUGGGAUCAACUACCGUUUGAACAUCUUUGGCUUUCCCAAUGCCAAAGCCCUUGCCGAUGACGAACAGAAUCUGGCCUUCCUAGAUCAACGUCUCGCUCUAGAGUGGAUUCGCGACAACAUAGCCAACUUCGGUGGUGAUCCAGAUCGUAUCACGCUCUGGGGCCAGUCUGCAGGUGCCAUCUCUGUCGAUUACUACAACUUCGCUUAUCCCGAAGACCCUAUCGUCUCGGGCCUGAUCAUGAACUCUGGAUCGUCUUUCCUAUCCAUCGCGACCGCUGAUACCCAGCAAACGAACUUCACCUUCGUCGCUCAACACUUCGGAUGUGACGAGACCGACCCCGAUGCCGAAAUCGACUGCCUGCGCAAGAUCGAAUCGAGUGACAUUGAGAGCUUCUUGAAGGAAUACUCUGACAAUGGUACUUCGCCGGGUGUGAGAUUCGUCCCAGUCGUCGACAAUGUCACGGUCUUCUCCAACUACACGGAGCGCGCUCAGGCCGGAAAUUUCACGCUCAAACCGGCGAUUAUUGGCACAACGGACAACGAGGGUAGCGCCUUCCCCGCAUACAACGCGACAUACGGGCCACCACAGGCUGAGGCCGACGCUGCAACUGCUAAUAACUUCCUCUGCCCAAUUGUGAAGACAACCUACGAUCGCAUGGCAGCCAACACGACUACUUUCCGCUACCUGUAUGCCGGAAACUUUAGCAACAUUGCACCUCGGUUCUGGCAGGGUGCAUUCCAUUCGUCUGAUCUGCCGCUAUACUUCGGUACUUACGGUAUUGCGAGAGGCAACGGUACAGAUUUCGAGAGAGAGGUAAGCGAGCAAGCGCAAGACUACUACCUUGCUUUCGCGGAGGAUCCAGUCAACGGGCUACCCAAACUAGGAUGGGAAGCCUACAAGUCCAGUGGCGAGGGAGUGUUACUUGGGUAUGAUGGAGAGGUUACGCAAAGCAUCGCGGCAAGCGAACUAGAGAGUGCGUGUGAUGGACUGACGCCGAAUGGCAACCCGCUGCCGCCGUUGUGA
Molecule: messenger RNA, 1536 nt
Organism: Alternaria ethzedia
Lineage: Eukaryota; Fungi; Ascomycota; Dothideomycetes; Pleosporales; Pleosporaceae
Exons: 3
Coding region: 1-1536 (511 amino acids)
Source: RefSeq, a predicted model, not a curated record